GCGGCGGCGGCGGCAUCCCCGAGACUCCUCGAGCUACCUUUCCCUCUGACAGCCACUGACGUUCUCCGCCGCUAGAAGAGACCCCGCUUCUCCGGCGCCCGCCUGCCCUCCCCCCUCCCAGCCCCAGCCCCAGCCCCAGCCCCAGCCCCGCCAGCACCGCUACCUCCGCCAGCAUUGCCACCAUCAGCACCACCUCCACCACCACCACCACCACCAACACCACCACCACCACCACCACCACCGCCGGCGGCGGCAGCAGCCAUUUCAUCUCCACAGAAACCAGACACAAAAACAUGGCAGAAAUGGAGAAAGAAGGGAGACCUCCGGAAAAUAAAAGGAGCAGGAAACCGGCUCACCCAGUGAAAAGGGAGAUCAAUGAGGAAAUGAAGAACUUUGCAGAAAACACUAUGAAUGAACUCCUUGGCUGGUAUGGCUAUGAUAAGGUUGAAUUGAAAGAUGGUGAAGAUAUUGAAUUCAGGAGCUACCCUACCGACGGAGAGAGCCGGCAGCACAUUUCUGUUCUCAAAGAAAAUUCUUUGCCAAAACCCAAAUUACCCGAGGACAGUGUUAUUUCACCAUACAAUAUAAGCACAGGCUAUUCCGGGCUUGCCACAGGAAACGGACUCAGUGACUCACCUGCAGGGUCCAAGGAUCAUGGCAAUGUGCCCAUUAUUGUACCUUUAAUUCCUCCACCUUUCAUAAAGCCACCAGCAGAAGAUGAUGUGUCAAAUGUACAAAUAAUGUGUGCCUGGUGCCAGAAAGUGGGAAUCAAGCGCUAUUCCCUGAGUAUGGGAAGUGAGGUGAAAAGCUUCUGCAGCGAGAAGUGCUUUGCGGCCUGCCGACGAGCCUACUUCAAGAGAAAUAAGGCUAGAGAUGAAGAUGGACAUGCUGAAAAUUUUCCCCAGCAGCACUAUGCUAAGGAAACUCCAAGGCUUGCCUUCAAGAAUAACAGCGAACUACUUGUAUGUGACUGGUGUAAGCACAUAAGACACACAAAAGAAUACCUGGAUUUUGGGGACGGGGAACGAAGGCUUCAGUUCUGCAGUGCAAAAUGUCUCAAUCAAUACAAAAUGGACAUUUUCUACAAAGAGACACAGGCCAAUCUUCCAGCUGGGUUGUGCGGCACACUACACCCUCCCAUGGAAAAUAAAGCAGAAGGCACCGGGGUGCAGCUGCUCACUCCAGACUCUUGGAAUAUCCCUCUAACAGAUGCUCGGAGGAAGGCCCCCUCCCCGGUGGCUGCAGCUGGCCAAAGCCAGGGCCCUGGCCCAUCGUCGUCCACCACCGUCUCUCCAUCUGACACUGCCAACUGCUCUGUCACUAAAAUCCCCACGCCAGUGCCCAAGUCCAUGCCCAUCAGCGAGACGCCAAACAUCCCUCCUGUCUCUGUCCAGCCACCUGCUAGCAUCGGGCCUCCCCUCGGUGUCCCGCCUCGCAGCCCUCCCAUGGUGAUGACCAACCGCGGCCCGGUGCCGCUGCCCAUCUUCAUGGAACAACAGAUCAUGCAGCAGAUCCGCCCGCCCUUUAUUCGCGGGCCGCCGCACCACGCCUCCAACCCCAACAGUCCCCUGUCCAACCCCAUGCUCCCUGGCAUCGGGCCCCCACCCGGCGGCCCCAGGAACCUGGGCCCCACUUCCAGUCCCAUGCACCGGCCCAUGCUGUCGCCCCACAUCCAUCCCCCCAGCACCCCGACCAUGCCUGGGAACCCCCCGGGCCUGCUGCCCCCACCGCCCCCGGGCGCGCCCUUGCCCAGUCUCCCCUUCCCGCCGGUGAGCAUGAUGCCAAAUGGCCCGAUGCCCGUGCCCCAGAUGAUGAAUUUCGGGCUGCCAUCGCUCGCCCCGCUGGUGCCGCCCCCCACCUUGCUCGUGCCAUACCCCGUGAUCGUGCCCCUGCCCGUGCCCAUCCCCAUCCCUAUUCCCAUCCCUCACGUCAAUGAUUCCAAGCCCCCCAACGGAUUCUCCAGCAACGGGGAGAACUUCAUUCCGAGCGCCCCUGGCGACUCUUCAGCGUCUGGAGGCAAGCCAGGCGGACACUCCCUGUCCCCCAGGGACUCCAAGCAGGGCUCGUCCAAGUCUGCGGACUCGCCGCCCGGCUGCUCGGGCCAAGCCCUGAGCCUAGCGCCCGCGCCCGCGGAGCACGGCCGGGGCGAGGUGGUGGACCUGACGCGGCGCGCAGGCACCCCGCCGGGCGCGGGCGGCCAGCUCGGCUUCCCCGGCGUGCUGCAGGGCCCGCAGGACGGCGUCAUCGACCUGACCGUGGGCCACCGGGCCCGGCUGCACAACGUGAUACACCGCGCGCUGCACGCGCACGUCAAGGCGGAGCGCGAGCCGGGCGCCGCGGAGCGCAGGACCUGCGGCGGCUGCAGGGACGGCCACUGCAGCCCGCCAGCCGCCGGCGACCCGGGUCCGGGCGCCCCCGCGGGCCCCGAGGCCGCCGCGGCCUGCAACGUCAUCGUGAAUGGCACGCGCGGCGCCGCCGCCGCGGCCGAGGGCGCCAAGGGCGCGGAGCCGCCGCCGGAGCAGCCCCCGCCGCCGCCGCCGCCCGCGCCCCCCAAGAAGCUGCUGUCGCCCGAGGAGCCGGCGGUGAGCGAGCUGGAGUCGGUCAAGGAGAACAACUGUGCUUCCAACUGUCACCUGGACGGGGAGGCGGCCAAAAAGCUGAUGGGGGAGGAAGCCCUGGCGGGGGGCGACAAGUCAGACCCGAACCUUAAUAACCCCGCGGACGAGGACCACGCGUACGCUCUGCGGAUGCUGCCCAAGACGGGCUGCGUGAUCCAGCCUGUGCCAAAACCCGCGGAGAAGACUGCCAUGGCGCCGUGCAUCAUCUCCUCGCCCAUGCUCAGCGCCGGGCCGGAGGACCUGGAGCCUCCGCUCAAAAGGAGGUGCCUCCGAAUUAGAAAUCAGAAUAAGUAAAAGGAACGCUCACUCACAGGGUCCCCUGCGUGGAGAGAGGGCGCAGAGCAAACCAUGUCACGCCAUCCAAUGACACCAGCUGGUCAGCUCACCACCCCCUCUGGCUGAAACUCAA
Mustela erminea (ermine) is the source of this 3027-nucleotide messenger RNA. RefSeq names its product sine oculis binding protein homolog (gene SOBP). NCBI's taxonomy places the organism in Eukaryota, Metazoa, Chordata, Mammalia, Carnivora, Mustelidae. Gene Ontology annotation, biological process: animal organ development. Gene Ontology annotation, cellular component: nucleus. The record is from RefSeq and is a predicted model, not a curated record. The coding region runs from base 294 to 2912 and encodes 872 amino acids. The transcript is spliced from 7 exons.